Spea bombifrons (plains spadefoot toad) is the source of this 1935-nucleotide messenger RNA. It is a transcript of the gene MINDY2, whose product is annotated as MINDY lysine 48 deubiquitinase 2. Bases 74 to 1753 code for a protein of 559 amino acids. The transcript has 9 exons. Gene Ontology annotation, cellular component: cell periphery; cytosol. The record is from RefSeq and is a predicted model, not a curated record. Lineage: Eukaryota; Metazoa; Chordata; Amphibia; Anura; Pelobatidae. Gene Ontology annotation, molecular function: cysteine-type carboxypeptidase activity; K48-linked deubiquitinase activity; cysteine-type deubiquitinase activity. Gene Ontology annotation, biological process: protein K48-linked deubiquitination.
GGGCUGGCAUGGCGACUGGAGUAACAGCUGAGGAGCUAGUGCGGUCCCGGUAAACACAACGUGACUCCCGGUCAUGGAGAGUCCCAGCCAGGUGACCGAAGCUGCUGGGGGCGGUGCCGAUGUGACUGACAGCUCUGUGAGAUCUGAUCCCGGUAAAUCUGCGGAGAAGUACCCUGUAAACUCCGAGGAAGGCAGCGCCCAACCCCGGUUACCGGUGACAGCGGAUGGAGAGCUUCCAGCUGGACGUUCCAGGGAGAUGCAGGAGGCCGGGAAAGCUGAACAGUCCAUGGGGGACGUGCAAACCGAGGCGGCCGCGAAACCUCCGAGCAGCGAGAGCCCUCUGAAUGCGAACACAGACACCGAGCCUGGGCUGGAGAAGAUAGGUGGCGAGGCCUUACCGGUCCCGUGCUCACUCACCCCCGAGGAACAGAGCAGCAAUGGCCAAAGCCUGCCUGGAGGGUCCCAGAGCCUGGACUCACUGGAGUCUUUCUCCAACCUCCCCUCCUGCCCCAGCUCGGACUUAAAUAGCGAAGGGGCGGAUGAGAAGGUACCCGGGGCAGUCGAUGAUGAUGAUGAUGAAGAAGAGGGUAAAGACAAUCAAGCCGCCAGGGAAAGGUACCCCGGCCAGUCCGUCUAUCACAUAAAAUGGAUCCGCUGGAAGGAGCAGAGCACCCCCAUAGUCACUCAGAAUGAGAACGGACCGUGCCCUUUGCUGGCCAUCAUGAAUGUCCUGCUGUUAUCAUGGAAGGUGAAAUUACCCCCUAUGAUGGAAAUAAUUACUGUGGAGCAGCUCAUGGAGUAUCUAGGAGACUACAUUCUUGAGGCAAAACCAAAAGAGAUUUCUGAAGUUCAGCGCCUGAACUAUGAGCAGAAUAUGAGUGAUGCCAUGGCUAUCUUGCACAAGCUGCAGACAGGGCUUGACGUUAAUGUGAAGUUCACCGGAGUGAGUGUCUUUGAGUACACUCCAGAAUGCAUUGUCUUUGACCUUCUCGACAUACCAUUAUAUCACGGAUGGUUGGUGGAUCCUCAGAUUACUGAGGUGGUCAAAGCCGUUGGUAACUGUAGCUAUAACCAACUGGUAGAGAAGAUCAUCUCGUGCAAGCAGUCAGACAGCAGUGAGCUUGUUAGUGAAGGUUUUGUAGCUGAACAGUUUCUAAGUGGCACAGCUACGCAGCUGACUUACCAUGGCUUGAGCGAGCUGACCACCAGCCUGCAAGAAGGAGAGCUAUGCGUGUUCUUCAGGAACAAUCAUUUUAGCACCAUGACCAAAUAUAAGGGUCUGCUGUACUUGCUGGUGACAGAUCAGGGAUUUCUCACAGAAGAAAAUAUUGUCUGGGAAAGCUUACAUAAUGUGGACGGAGAUGGAAACUUCUGUGAUUCUGAAUUCCAUCUGAGACCUCCAUCUGAUCCAGAAACUGUGUACCAGGGACAGCAAGACCAAAUUGACCAGGAUUAUCUCAUAGCUCUGUCUCUUCAACAAGAACAGCAGAAUCAAGACAUUGACUGGGAGCAGAUUCCAGAAGGUAUCAGUGACUUAGAACUAGCCAAAAAACUCCAGGAGGAGGAAGACAAAAGAGCCUCUCAGUAUUAUCAGGAGCAGGAGCAGGCAGCAGCUGCUGCACCAGCCCAGCCAGGGCAGCAGCCUCAGGCAGCCGCGAGUCCAUCAGGUGGCCGUCCACCAGGAGCCAGUGAGCGGAAGAGGAAAGAGCCACGGGAGAAAGAGAAAGAGAAGAAUACCUGUGUCCUUUUGUAAGGAAAAGAUGACCUUUCAUGGCCAAUAAGACCAUAUUCAGAGGAAACACUAAGAAGGCAUGGUAUUGCACAGAGAAAGGGAAGGAGACACCUGUUAAUAUGCCAUCUGUGCCUGAAGAAACCCCUGUUCUUUCAGUUUGAAAAGGGGAAUUUACUACAGACCAUGUGCAGUUUUACCCACUA